Messenger RNA from Triticum dicoccoides, 516 nucleotides. Its product is annotated as histone H2A.1-like. Gene Ontology annotation, cellular component: nucleosome. The record is from RefSeq and is a predicted model, not a curated record. Bases 1 to 393 code for a protein of 130 amino acids. Gene Ontology annotation, molecular function: structural constituent of chromatin; protein heterodimerization activity; DNA binding. NCBI's taxonomy places the organism in Eukaryota, Viridiplantae, Streptophyta, Magnoliopsida, Poales, Poaceae. The transcript has 4 exons.
AUGGAAGGGCAUAUUUCCUUCAUCGGCCGCAUCAGGCGUUACCUCAAGAAGGGCCUCUAUGCGCAGCGCAUCGGCUCCGGCGCCCCAUCUACUUCGCCUUGCACUUUCAAGUACCUCGCCACCGAGGUCCUGGAGCUUGCUGGCAACGCGGCCAAGGACAACAAGAAGACUCGCAUCAUUCCGCGCCACCUGCUGCUCACCGUCUGCAACGACCAGGAGCUCGACAGGCUGCUCGCCGACGUCACCAUCACCCACGGCGGCGUGAUCCCCAACAUCAACUCCGUGCUACUCCCCAAGAAGUCCCCCAUCGCCGCCAAGAAGGAGGCCAAGUCGCCCAAGAAGAAGACCGCCACCAAGUCCCCCAAGAAGAAGGUCACCGCCACCAAGGAGUAGCCGCCCGCAUAGCCUAGUCGGUGUUGCUUAGAUCCAUUUCUCAUGGACUAAGAUGAGAUCCUGUAUGUAAUGCCUGCUAGUCUGUAGUGCCCGUCAGAUUCGUCGAGCAAGGAUGGCAUUGUA